CGCUAUCCUUCUUCUCCUUCUUCUCCAUUUGCGGAGGUGCUCAUCAAUGGCGUCCCAGCUUCUCUUUCUUCCUCAUGUCGCGCUCCUUCCUAAAUUCUCACCCUUUUAUCCAUCCCUCUUCGCAAGACAAAAACUUACUCUCUUUCACUCUACUACGAGAGCUAUCAAAUCUUCCUCCAAUUCUCGGAUUACUAUUAACCUCCAAGCCGUCGCCGACGCUUGUUCUGAAAUCGAAAGCAACGGUGUCACUGAAACGACUGAUUUGACACUACGAAACAUCUGCGAAGGUUUUGUGCCGGAGCAUAUAAUACACAGAAUGGAGGAGAUUGGGUUUGUCUUUCCAACGAAUAUUCAAAGAGAAGCUCUGCCUACUCUGUUUACGGGCCGUGAUUGCAUCCUCCACGCCCAAACAGGUUCAGGCAAGACAUUGACUUACCUGUUACUUAUAUUCUCUCUUAUAAACCCUCAACGAUCUUCUGUGCAAGCUGUAAUUGUUGUUCCCACUCGGGAGCUCGGCAUGCAAGUUACAAAAGUUGCUCGAAUGUUGGCUGCGAAAUCUACGGAUAUUGAGGUCAAAGGAUGUACAGUCAUGGCUCUCUUAGAUGGAGGGAUGCUAAGAAGGCACAAAAGCUGGCUAAAGGCUGAGCCACCAGCAAUUGUAGUCGCUACGGUAGCGAGUUUGUGCCACAUGCUAGAAAAGCACAUAUUGAGACUUGACUCGGUGAGAGUUCUUGUUGUAGAUGAGGUUGAUUUCUUAUUCUACUCAUCAAAACAAGUCGGUUCUGUGCGAAAGCUUCUGACAACAUUUUCUUCAUGCGAUAAACGUCAGACAGUUUUUGCCAGUGCUUCCAUUCCCCAGCAUAAACAUUUUGUGCAUGACUGUAUACAGCAAAAGUGGACAAAGAGGGAUGUUGUUCAUAUUCAUGUUAGCGCAAUCAUGCCCAUGCCUUUGUGCCUUCUUCACAGAUUUGUAGUGUGUGGGAAGAAAAACAAGCACCAAAUACUGCUUGCCUUGUUGAAGUCUGAUGCACCUGAAUCAGCUAUCAUUUUUGCCGGGGAGCAGUCCGAGAAGUCAAAAAAGGCUGGAAAUGAUCCAUCUACAACUCUACUUAUUGAAUUCCUCAAAGCUUCAUAUGAUGGCUUGCUGGAGAUCCUCCUACUAGAGGAAGACAUGAAUUUCAAUUCACGAGCAGCUUCACUAACAGAAAUCCGGCAAGGAGGAGGGUUUCUUCUUGUUUCUACUGAUAUUGCAGCAAGAGGGAUUGAUCUACCGGAAACAACUCAUAUCUUCAACUUUGAUCUCCCACAAACGGCUACAGAUUACCUGCACCGAGCUGGAAGAGCUGGUCGAAAACCCUUUUCGGACAGGAAGUGCAUUGUCACCAAUCUGAUUACUUCGGAGGAAAGAUUUGUCUUGCAAAAGUUCGAAAAUGAACUAAUGUUCAGCUGCGAGGAACUGAUUUUGUAGGUACAGUAUUAAUUUUCGAUGUACAUAAAACUCUGCAUCUUUGCCUUUUCUCCAUUUUUUUUCAUAACCGCCAAUACAGGUGAGUCAAAACGCCAUCAGCUUAAUGCAACUUAUCAAUAACA
Messenger RNA from Eutrema salsugineum, 1590 nucleotides. Its product is annotated as DEAD-box ATP-dependent RNA helicase 58, chloroplastic. Gene Ontology annotation, molecular function: ATP binding; RNA binding; RNA helicase activity. The transcript is spliced from 10 exons. The record is from RefSeq and is a predicted model, not a curated record. Lineage: Eukaryota; Viridiplantae; Streptophyta; Magnoliopsida; Brassicales; Brassicaceae. The coding region runs from base 47 to 1468 and encodes 473 amino acids.